Rhizophagus irregularis DAOM 181602=DAOM 197198 is the source of this 971-nucleotide messenger RNA. The record is from RefSeq and is a predicted model, not a curated record. NCBI's taxonomy places the organism in Eukaryota, Fungi, Glomeromycota, Glomeromycetes, Glomerales, Glomeraceae.
UUUUAUUUUAUUAAAUCAUUUAUUAAAAUGUAUGAUGAAAUUAAAAUUAGUGAUGAUGUAUUUGAACAAAUAAAAGACUUCAAAUUUUGGGAAUGACUGAAGAACAAGAAUUAUUAAUUGAUAAACUAAUAAUAAACAAAGAAUUAAAAGAAUGUUAUAAAAGAAAUGGUUUAUGUAAAAAUUGCAAACAGACCAAUUCUUAUUUUAAAUGGUGUCAGCCAUGUAUUUCUAAUCAUUUUCAACCAAAUUUCAAAAAUUGGACAAGUGGAAAUCAUGACGUUGAUGAAUUUAUUCAAAAAGCACAAUUAAAAGCUAAAUAUGAUUUACAAAUCAUAGAAUGGAUUGAAUAUUAUAGAUUUGAAGAUGUUGAAUAUUUAGCAAAGGGAGGAUUUGGAACUACUUUUAAAGCAGUUUGGAAAGAUGGUCCUUGGGAAUUGAAUGAUGAUAGUCAAUUGGAAAGAGUAGGUGAAACAAAAGUCGCUUUAAAGUGCUUAAAUAAUUCCCAAGAUAUUACAGCAGAUUUUUUAAAAGAAGUUGAAUCAAAUAUUUUAGUAUAUAAUACUGGUCGGACAGUUCGUUGUUUUGGUAUUACCAAAGAUCCAAAAACAAAUGAUUUUAUGAUGGUGAUGGAAUUAAAAGAUUAUAGUUUAAGACAACAUUUAAAUAACAGCUUUAUUUCAAUGAAUUGGGAGGAAAAGUUGUUUACUUUAUAUAAUAUUGCGGAUGGUCUUGAAGAUAUUCAUAAUGAAGAAUUAAUUCAUCAAGAUCUUCAUUGUGGGAAUAUAUUAAGCAAUGACAUCCAUCAGGCUUUCAUUACUGACUUGGGAUUAUGUCAACCAGCAAAUGUCAAAUCCUCUCAAAAUAGUAAUAGAAAUAUACAGUAUAUGGAGUAUUACCUUAUGUAGCUCCGGAAGUUUUAAGAGGAAAGGAAUAUACUCAAGCAAGUGAUAUUUAUGGAUAUGGAAUUAUUG